Messenger RNA from Coccinella septempunctata (seven-spotted ladybird), 3347 nucleotides. RefSeq names its product dual specificity protein phosphatase Mpk3 (gene Mkp3). Bases 183 to 1505 code for a protein of 440 amino acids. Gene Ontology annotation, cellular component: cytosol; cytoplasm. Gene Ontology annotation, biological process: protein dephosphorylation; negative regulation of MAPK cascade. Gene Ontology annotation, molecular function: MAP kinase tyrosine/serine/threonine phosphatase activity; protein tyrosine/threonine phosphatase activity. The record is from RefSeq and is a predicted model, not a curated record. NCBI's taxonomy places the organism in Eukaryota, Metazoa, Arthropoda, Insecta, Coleoptera, Coccinellidae. The transcript has 5 exons.
CGUCGCCGAAAUUUACACCAUUCAAUUCCUAACAUCAUUCGAAGUCCAGUGCUCGUUCGGAGCAGGUAGCAAUCUGAAAUUGAACUUUUUUGUGCAUUUUGUAUCAUGUUUUUGAGUUUCGAAGAAGCGCGAGUUCGUCAGUGAUUCUUCAACGUUCCAGUUCGCAGACUGAGUGACCAGGGAUGACUAAAAUGCCAACGACACCUGAAUGUGACUAUGAUUUGGUUUCGAACGAGGGUUUAUUAUCGCUCUUGCGAAAUGAAUCGAAAAACAUAGUGAUAUUGGAUUGUAGGAGCUCAAACGAAUAUACGGAAUGUCACAUAAGGGAUUCCGUGAAUUUUUCCAUUCCCUCUAUUAUGCUGAGGAGAUUGGCGGCUGGAAAAAUCGAACUGGCCUCGACAAUCAAAUGUAGAGAUUUAAAACAGAAGAUUUGUAAAACGUACAAGGAAAAUUUGUUCAUUUUGUAUAACGAUGUACCUGGAGUUCAACAGCAUCAGACCGAUUCGGUCCUCAAUGUUUUGUUACGAAGAUUAACGCAAGAUGGAUGCCGUGUUGCUUGUUUGGAAGAUGGUUUUCCGAAAUUCCGUGCGACGUUUCCGGAGUGGUGCAAGAGUUGCACGGAGAGCGUCGAUUUUCCAGGGGGCGUCCCUACGGCCGCAGGACCGGACCCGCUGCCCCUGAUGGGUUUGAGGUCGCUCAGGAUAUCGGCCACUCCAAUACAUCGACCUCACAGAAGUUGUGACAGCUUGUCUUCCACCGCGAACAGCUCUACAGAAAGUUCCGAUACCGAUGAACGGUGUGAUAGUUCAUUAGGAUUAGAAGAUGAUCGAGAGUUUCCUGUCGAGAUACUUCCCUACCUCUUUCUAGGCAAUGCAAAUAAUAGUGAGGAUAGUCAGGCAUUAGCAAGACAUAGUAUCCAGUAUAUACUGAAUGUCACAUCGGAUUUACCAAAUGUGUUCGAAGAUCAAGGAAGUAUAAAAUAUAUGCAAAUUCCGAUUACUGAUCAUUGGUCCCAAAAUCUGGCGAGUCACUUCCCUAAGGCCAUAGAAUUCAUCGAGGAAGCAAGGUCUCGCCAAAAGGGAGUGCUCGUUCAUUGUCUGGCCGGCAUCUCGAGAUCCGUGACGAUAACGGUGGCUUAUCUCAUGUACAAGUGCUCGCUGAACCUGAACGACGCCUUCAACUUGGUCCGUUCCAGAAAGUCGAACAUCGCCCCCAACUUCCACUUCAUGGAGCAGCUCCUCACCUUCGAGAGGGAACUGAAACUUGACGUUUCCUCCCAGAGCGUCCAGUCGCUACAGGAGAAGAUCAGACAGGAGCAGAAGAGCCAGGGCAGCAAGCCGGAGAAGCAGAAGUCGAAGGGUCCAUGUAAAUAUUGCAACCUGACAACUGACUGUAAAUGCCAGCAGCACACUGAUUUCUUGAGCCCACUGGCCCACAUCGGCGUCAGUCCGGAUUCGGGAAUAGAAUUCGAUAGGUGGGGGUCCGGCACCCCCGGGAGUAAAUGAAACGAACAGGGGGGGUCGCAGUGGCACUUUUAGUAAGCUUGUAACGGUUUUGUUACUGCCAUCCUCCCUCCAGGAAAAGCAUUUUUUACGUUUGCAUUUAGGUGUAUUCCGGCGUAAAUAUUGGAUUCAUGCGAGUUAUUCUGUUGAAAUAUAUUUUCGGGGUGGAUUAUCGAUGAAUUGGGGAGGAAUCGAAUAUCAUUCAGUCCAUCAGUUUUUUGUGCCUUGUACCGAGAAAUUUUCUAUGCCGUUGCGGUGUAAUCGUUUGAAUUCUUAAGAUUAAAAAUUUAAUGGAAGCUUAAAAGGAUAACUCCCCCGUUUACGUGAUCUGGAUAUACAGCACAAGUGUUUCAUUAUAUUUUAAAAUGCCAGUAUUCAUCGCUUUAUUUAUACUUGGAUGGAUAGAUUGUUCGUUUAAUGUUGCUAUUAUAAUUAGAAUUUAACUAAAAAUUUUUAAUGAACUGUUAUGAAAAUAUUACAAGUAGUUUUCAAAUACAUAAAAAUAAUGCACAAAGUGGAGAUUUAUGAACUGCAAUACUUUGAAUGGUUUCUACUUGAUGAUUCCAUUGAAAGAAGAAAAAUUCUAAAAUAUUCAAUAACUUUUGAUGGGUUCUAAAAUUUAGGUUUAUAGUAUAUGUUAUUGAAUGUACUUAAUCAUGUGAAUAAAUUUUCUUUCGACUUUUUUUCUAAAUACUAAUCUUUCAAUCAGGUGUAAAUUAUUGAAAAACCUGAGAGUUUCUCUAUAUCCUAUCGAAGCCUUAGAUCAGAUAUCCUGCAGUAAAAAUAUCCAACUGGACUUGAGAUUUGUGCCAUAUUUAGUUUAUUUUUGUGCAUCUUGCCAUGAAAAAAUAGAAUACAUAUUUCGGUUGCGUUUUCCGAUUAGGGAGCGCAACCUUAUUGUUGAUGUUACAAAUAAAUAUUCUAUGUACGAAUAAAUGUUGAAUGAAGUAUAUAUUUUCAUGAUGAAAUGUAUCGUCAAUGUGGCGAAAUUUUGAGUACCUUCACCGAAACCGUUUUCCAAAGUAACGUUAAUCUUUAAAGGAUAAAUGCUUAGGAAUAAGGGAUUAUAAUGUAUGAUUCGGACUGUUGAAAAUGCUGUUGUUUUAAGACUGAACUUGGUAUUUAGGAUUGGAUUCCCGAGAUUUUGUGGGAAUGAUUAGUUUAAUCCAAAGAAUUUCGAGAAGGAAAAUGCAGCACUCUCAAAAAUUUUAAUAUGAUAACUUUAUAUGAAAUUCCACGAUGGCUCUACAGAAUUCCAAGUGGUGCGAAAAGUAAAAUCAGGAAAAUUCACUAUGAACCACAAUUAGCAAAGUGGAAAAUCAUGCAAUUUUUUGAUGAUGUUAAAUAUUACUGAAUUUUUGGAAGGAGAGCUGUUGGGAUUUUUCGCGUUCAUUGAGGUUUAAAUCAAUUAUUAUAUUGAAUAAAAUAUUUAACUGUUGUAAGGAUGAUAGCAACAAUUAGCAAGUUAUUGUAUGAAUGAAUAGUCUUAACAACUUGAUGUUCGGAUCACCUUUUCAAAUCUGAUGAUGUAGUAAACAAGAUUUUUUAAUUGAGUAAAUGUAUUUUAUAUGUUUACAAUUUUCUAUUGUGACAUUCCCAUACAGAAAAAUUUUUCACAUUUGUUAUAAUAUAAUGUAGGUAUUUAUUCUUCCAAAUGUUCUACUUAUUCUUAGUAAUAUGGUAGUAACAAGAAUCCUGUAGAAUAAUACUGAAUUUACUACCUAUUUCCUUAUGUAUUUACUUAUUGAUGUUAUUUUAUAUUGUGUAUAAUAAUACUAUUUAUAAAUUAUAAAUUCAUGUUUCUUCAUAUCAAUUUUUUUGUAAUAAAAUUUUAUUGUAAUUCUA